Suillus bovinus is the source of this 1491-nucleotide messenger RNA. Its product is annotated as MFS multidrug-resistance DHA1 sub-family. Lineage: Eukaryota; Fungi; Basidiomycota; Agaricomycetes; Boletales; Suillaceae. The record is from RefSeq and is a predicted model, not a curated record. The coding region runs from base 1 to 1491 and encodes 496 amino acids. Gene Ontology annotation, biological process: transmembrane transport. The transcript has 7 exons. Gene Ontology annotation, molecular function: transmembrane transporter activity.
AUGAUUGCGCGGCAGGAUGACGAGGAGAUACCUUUUCUGCAUCGAGCGGAGCAGCCAACGACCAAGACACCCCUGCCCUGGGAUCAAUUUUGGAUCGUACUGUUAUUGGAAAUGCCAGAUCUUCUUUCUUCUCAUACCCUUACCCCGUUUAUUCCCCAACUCAUUAGAGAUAUUGGAGUGACAAACGGAGACGAAUCCCAAGUUGGUCACUAUGUCGGCAUCCUUCAAUCAUCAUACUAUGUAGCUCACGCACUGACUGUUUUCCAUUGGAGUCAGCUGUCUGAUCAUAUCGGGCGGAAGCCUGUAAUGCUGAUAGCAUUGUCAGCACUAUCUGUUUCGAUGUUUUUGUUUGGGUUGUCGAAGACAUUCCUUGGUCUGGUGGUUAGUCGUGUUGUCUGUGGAGCAUUUGAUCCGAGCAUUGGUGUCAUCAAGAGCGUGCUGAUGGACAUUACCGACGCAACCAAUAUGCCCAACGCAUACAACUACAUGCCACUUACGUGGAUGACUGCAAACGCAGUUGGACCACUCAUUGGGGGCUCGCUCUCCCGACCAGCAGACAGAUUUCCUGACAUCUUCGGGCGAUCAGAACUCCUGAAAACCUACCCAUAUCUUCUGCCAUGCUCUGUUUCGGCAUUUUUCACACUGAUAGCUUGGCUAGCCACGUAUUUCUGCCUCAAGGAGAGCGUUUCUACAAGGACGCCGCUUUGGAAGCUAAUAAAAAGAAGAUUCCUGCGACAGUCAUAUUCAAAGCCUCACCGGACAUCGAGCAGUAUUAUAGUUGAUCCUGGGGAAGCGAAUUCCGGAGAAGUUCAAUCAAAGCCGCUUCCGCUGCGUGACUUGCUAACCUCGAGAGUGUUGAGCAUAACAGCAAAUUACGCCACUACAGGCCUGCUUCAAGCAGCGUUUGCUUUGGUCCAACCUCUUUUUUUUGCGACAUCGAUUGAACUUGGCGGUCUUUCCCUCGACCCUCCUCGCAUCGGCGCUUUACUUGCGGCACAAAGCGUCGCACAUGGUAUAUGUCAGCUACUUUUCUUCACCCGUUUACAUGAUCGCUUCGGCGCAGGAGCUGUAUAUUUCACCGGCGUUAGCUUCGGCAUACCCAUCGUCAUUUUAUUUCCAGUGAUCAAUGCUCUAGCUCGAGCCUAUGGGAUAGGUAUGGCGGUGUGGCUGUGCGUCGCCGUCCAGUUUAUACUGAAGACUAGCCUGUUCAUGUGCUACUCUUGUCUGGCAUUAUUCGUCAGAACAGCUGCACCCAAUCGCGCCUCGGUCGGAGCUACCAGUGGAAUUAUCCAGACAGUUGCUGCACUAGCCAAAAUCUUUGGCCCGGCGUCUGCAGCUUCGGUCUUCUCUUAUUCAUUGCAGGAAGGGCAUAAUACGUGGUUGAUAUAUUACUUCUUGAUCGCAAUCGCAUUUCUCGCAGUCGGUGCUGCUCUAUUGCUUCCCCGUGAUCCUAGUGUAUGGGAAGAUCACCGAGCAUAUCAUUGCGAAUGA